CUGUUUUUUUCGUCAUUCUUCCAGCGCCUUCAUCAUGAAUAACAAUAAAAUUGAAAUACGCGUGCACGAGGGAAAGUUAAUUGGUAUCAUAGAAAGAGAUGUUUAUGGCGAUUACUAUGCCGCCUUUCGAGGAAUACCAUAUGCAAAACCGCCGAUUGGAGAACUUAGAUUUAAAGAUCCGGUACCAGCAGAACCAUGGUUUGGUAGCAGAGACGCCUCGAAGUAUGGAAGCAUAUCUGUUCAAAUGGAUCCUCUUACACAUGAAAUUGUGGGUGAUGAAGAUUGCCUCUAUUUAAAUGUGUUUGUCAAGAAAAUCGAACCUGGGAAGAAGCGUACGGUAAUGGUAUGGAUACAUGGCGGUAGUUUCUGUAGGGGGUCCGGUGAUGCAAACAUGUACGGACCCGAUUACAUAGUGCAGAAAGAUGUAGUUUUGGUUACCUUGAAUUAUAGACUAGGUGCUCUAGGUUUUUUGAACCUUUAUGAUAAAGUGGCAACGGGUAAUCAAGGUUUAAAAGAUGUAAUUUUGGCAUUACAAUGGGUUCAAAGAAAUAUAUCACAGUUCGGUGGAGAUCCAAAAAAUGUCACUAUCUUCGGCGAAAGUGCUGGCGGAGGCAUUGUACAUUGUUUAACUUUGUCUCCAUUAGCCAAAGAUUUAUUUCACAAAGCAAUAUCACAAAGCGGCGUCAUGAGAUGUCCUUGGGGCUAUACUGAACAAUCAGCUUCGAUGAACAAAAGCUUUCGGCUUGCCGAAAAGCUUGGAAAAGUAACCACAAAUCCAAAAGUCGCUUACGAAUUUCUCAAAACAAUUGAUGCGAAGAAGCUUAUAGAGACUCAAGAAAAAUUUCUCUCGACAAAAACGGAGAUUCAACAACACGGUACCAUGGCAAAACUGGGCAUAAGAUUUACACCUACUUCGGAUAACGAAUCAUCGAAUCCAGUUUUCCCGGGAGAUCUAGCAAAAUAUCUGAACCGCGGAGUUAAGAUACCAUUACUUUUAGGUUUUACCGAGUGCGAGGGAUCUAUAUUGGUAAACAGUAAUAUUGGCGGAUACAUAACUGAAGAAGAAUUAAGAAAAAUCGAUUCCGAUUUCAAAAGCUCCAUACCUCCUAACUAUUUAUCUAUACUGCCAAAGAUAUCAAUCACAGUUGAGGACUUGAAAUCUUUAUAUUUUGGUGAUAAAGCAAUAUCAGAGGAAACUUUGGCAAAUUACGUUAAUUAUAUUAACGACGGGUGUAUGUGUCGUGGUAUAAUGGAAGUAGUGGAUAUUCAGACAAAGCUGAAUCAUAACAAAACGACAUAUUUGUAUAAAUUUUCCUACGAGAGUGAAAAUUCUGUUAUGAAAAAAAUAUUAAAUAUUGAAUUUCCAGGUGCGUGUCAUGGAGAGGAACUGCCAUACUUGUUUCAUUUCUCUGUGAUGAAAGAUUUAGGUAUAUCCCUACCUGCAGUUGAUUCGAAAGAUGGUAAGAUGAUAAACCACUUAACACAAAUGUGGACGGAUUUUGCCAAAACAGGAAAUCCUACGCCUACUACAAAUGCAUGGUUACCGGUGACCGGUUCACAGGAAAAAUACAAUUAUUUAAAUAUUGAUGUAAAUUCGCAAAUGAAUGUCUUCCGUAAAGGAGAAGAAAGUUGGAAUUGGGAAGAGAAGAAAAAUAAGUUGCGGUUUGUAUAGGAUAAAAUUAUGUAGACAUUAAAAAUAUUUUUUCUUUUUUUGUUUUAGAAAAAAAUUAAACUCUUAAGCGUGUACGCAAAAUGGUAACUUCGAUGUUGAGGCACAAAAUUUAAUGUUUAUGCAUUUAUGGUUAUUAAUUUUUAUAAUAAAAUAAUUUGUAUGUGCUCUUCAAUAGUUACACUAAAACGUGUUUUAGAAAGUUUUAAAACAAUAAACAUUAUACUUUCUUCUAAAAAAA
Messenger RNA from Solenopsis invicta (red fire ant), 1910 nucleotides. Its product is annotated as esterase E4. The record is from RefSeq and is a predicted model, not a curated record. The coding region runs from base 35 to 1672 and encodes 545 amino acids. NCBI's taxonomy places the organism in Eukaryota, Metazoa, Arthropoda, Insecta, Hymenoptera, Formicidae. The transcript is spliced from 10 exons.